AUGAAUCCUACCACAAAUAAUUAUCAGAACACAACCACCAACCCGCAACCCCACCAUCAUUACCAGCAGAAUUAUUCCAAUCAUCAGCAUCAGCCUGGAGGUAUUACCACUACGAGCAGCAACAGCAGCAGCGGGAUACUCACCUCUUCAACAGCUCCACUUCUAGUCUCUCACCAAUCUUCUCAUCACAAUUAUCCAUCCUCAUCCUCAUCGCUACACUAUCCUCCUCAUCAUCAUCCACGAGGAGUUCCAUCGGUUGUAUCAUCAGCAGCUCAACAACCACAUCAUUCAACAAUUCCAACAAUCACUCCUAACCACCAUCUUCCACAAAACCAUCAACAUCCGUCCUUUGCCAUUCCAACUUCCUCUCAACCACAACAACAACCACCACAAACAAAUUCCAACCAAACCUCACCAUCUGUCUCACAACAACAAAACGGAAAUUUCAAUACUCUCAAUCACAACAACAUGAGUAACAACAAUUCUGCAGAACCCAAACUGCGUGUCUAUAACUCACUUCUCAAAACUCCAGAAGGGAUAUUUACCAUGGAUUCAGCAAGCUUAACUUGUGAACCACAUGGCUUCAAACCGAAUGAUCGACGUGGAGCACCACAAACCACACAUAGUGUCUAUGUGAGUGAUGUUUUAGUGGUGAGCUGUGAUUUGAUGAGUGGUAACAAUCAUCAACCUGGAAUAUUUCAAAACUGCACAGCAAGAUUGGUUCAUUUGUUGGGCAACAAUGGUGGUACAGGCAAUACAACAACAUCAUCAAAACGAAAGAAGAAGAAAGAUGGAGGUAGUGGUGCUCUUGAUAACGAAAAUGAUGACACCAAUGCUGCUGAUGAUUUGGGAUCGGAGGAUGAACAAAACGAUGACUCACAAAAGAAAAAGUCAAAGAAAAAGAACAAGAAAAAGGAUCAAGAUGAUUUAAGUGAGGAUUUUCAGGCGACCGAUUUCACACAAGCAGGGAUGUUGGAAUCAUUCGAAUUACUCUCAGAACAACCAUGCCAGGAAAAUAUGCAAAAAGGUAAAAUCAUUGCAUCUCUUAAAGUUCCUAGAGUGAGAGGCCGAGAUUGCAAGACCAAGACAGGUCAAGUUCAAGUCAUUCGAUUCAAAGGAAAUCCAGAAAUGGAACAAAUUAUCGCAGUGAGUGACCUAUUUUGGAUACGGUCAAGAACAAGAACUGAGAUGGAAGUUAGAAAAUUGAAAAAGCAAUCUGCUUCAUCGUCCUUAUCUUCUAACAUGCAUGAAAGUAAUAGCACUCUACAACAACAGCAAGUAGCAUUGAAUUGGCCCAAUGUUGUCAAAUCUACUACUGCUUCUCCCUCUAACGACUCCUCGCCCAACAAUAACAAUUCCUCAGAACAACUUCCUCCCAAGAAAAGACGUGGAAAUUCUAGCCCAGUCAAUGUUCCUUCUGCCACAACAACAACAAGCAAUAACAUCACAAAGGAACUCCCAAGUCCAUAUAGAGUGGGUAUUGGUCAUUUUCCUUCCUCACAUCACAACAUGUACCAUCAUCAUGCACAUCACUCAAAUAAUGCAGUAGUGGCUAGUGGACAUCCUUCACACUUUCCAAUAUCGAAUGUUCUCAAUAACACAACGACUCACUACAUGACGUCCCACCCUCCUCCUCAUCACAUGACCACAACAGCAGACCAACAUCUUGCUGCUUCUUCUGCGCAUCAUUCCUAUGGCAGACCUGAACAACAACAGCAAGAUCAAUACGAAGAAUUGAAACAACGCAUACACUAUUUGGAGGAUAAAGUUCACGAGUUGGAGCAAAUAAUAUUGAGAUAUGGAAUGUCAAAACAAUCUCAUCAACAACAACCAUCCACUUCUCCAUCGUCCGUUACACUUCAAAUGCCACCACUAGUGCCUUCACAAGCUCAUUCCGUACAAUCAACAUCAACAGCACAACAACAUCAGCUACCUCCUCAUACUCUUCAUGAAAUGCUGCACACCUCACCGAAUGUUGACCGUUUAUUCCUCUCCACCCCGAAAACAUCAUCAGGAAGUAGCAGUGCUGCCUCUGUGGGAGAUACAACGACACCAACACCGACCAAUCCCUCCUCUAUUGUUUUCAAACCUUUCCCCAUUGACAUGUUCAGCCAAGACAUUCCAAAAGUGCAAACGAACGACUCUAAAAAGAAACGCCAAGUCUCCCCAGUAUUCCGUCGAUUAUUCAAAAUGUGGAGUCACAAAACAGUACCCCUAGUGUUUUCAAGAUAUUCGAUAGCUCAGAUCCAAUUUUCCCUAUUUCUAACACUCCCUUCCUUAGUAAGGAUCCAAAUAAUUAUUCUUCACCCAAUAUUUUACAAUCCUUCUCUCAACCUAAAGAAGAGGAACAGAAAUGAGGUUUUGAUACCAUGUCAUGCUUAUAUCUCUCCAUUUUCUUAA
Naegleria fowleri is the source of this 2400-nucleotide messenger RNA. RefSeq lists its product as uncharacterized. The coding region runs from base 1 to 2400 and encodes 799 amino acids. NCBI's taxonomy places the organism in Eukaryota, Heterolobosea, Eutetramitea, Acrasida, Naegleriidae. The transcript is spliced from 2 exons. The record is from RefSeq and is a predicted model, not a curated record.